Molecule: messenger RNA, 2337 nt
Organism: Kwoniella mangroviensis CBS 8507
Lineage: Eukaryota; Fungi; Basidiomycota; Tremellomycetes; Tremellales; Cryptococcaceae
Exons: 14
Coding region: 1-2337 (778 amino acids)
Biological process (GO): positive regulation of transcription by RNA polymerase II; DNA-templated transcription
Molecular function (GO): zinc ion binding; DNA-binding transcription factor activity, RNA polymerase II-specific; sequence-specific DNA binding
Source: RefSeq, a predicted model, not a curated record
AUGCCUCCCGAUAGCUCAUCUGUCGGAGAAAGUAGGAAACAGAAAUGUCUACCGGGGCAUGGAAGUAGAUGUAGGAACUGUCAAAGGGCAGAUACGCCUUGCGACUUUAUCGAAAAGAGCGCUAAUGAGAUAUACCUUCAGAAGUAUACGACGGAAUUGGAGAAUAGAGUGAAGCAAUUGGAGGAUUUUAUAAAUACAAGCGUCGCUACGGGCAGGCAAGGAUCAAGUCAGAGUCCACAAGUACAUAGUACAACCCAAAAUUCGGCACAAACACAUGGAGAUACUCGUGCGAGCGCAAGUGCGAGUGAGGAGGAUAAUCUAGCUACCGGAGUGGGAUUUUUGAGUCUCAAUGGAGGUUCCGAUCCGUUAUACCUCGGUGGAAGCUCUGGGGUAGGUUGGGCGAAAGUGUUGAUGCAUUCUCUCAAACAUAAAAAUGCCAUCUCAGGCAAUCCCACUUCCCCACGUAUAACUCGACCUUCACCCUCUUCUCACCAUCCACCCCACCCACCAGCCCUACAUGAGAAUCUAACUCCGUUACCUGACCCACCUUCAGAAAAUCUAGGUAUACAUUACAUCACGACGGUUUAUUAUAGGGUUCAAUCUCGAUAUGGAUUUUUGGAUUGGGUCAAUAUACAGAGUUGGCAAGCGGAUCAUAAGAGAUUGUGCACUUUACGACCCCUCGACUCUCUUCCGACGAACAAUGAUACUACUACGACCGUCCAAGAUCAUUACGGAGCGUUCUUUCUCUGGAUGUUAUAUGGUCUUGGAGCGGAAUUGUGCGAGAAUGAUAUUGGAAGUGGGAUGGUUCCUGUCUCGCAUGAGGUCUAUUUCAACACCGCCCUCAGACAUUUCACCCCGUUAUCAACCAUACAAUCUCUAACGACAGUCCAGGCACUGCUCCUACUCAUCGUAUAUACCUUCAGACACACCUCCUCGGAUCUGAGUCUGUGGCAUACCGGUGGACUAGCCAUUCGCUCAGCGAUCGAAUUGGGAUUACAUAGGAAGAUACGCUCAAGGGAAAUUAGAGAGAGGGACCCUAGAGCGUAUUGUAUGAGACAGAGGGUAUGGCGAGGUGCUUAUAUUUUGGAUCGCAUGAUAGCUAUCCAAUUUGGAAGACCAUUCGCAAUCCAGGAUAGAGAUAUAGAUAUUGAAUUACCCGUAAACCUCGAUGCGAAUAUCGCAGAUCAAGAAUCACUCUGUGAAUUGCUUAAUGCUCAGGCUUUGAUGCCUGAAACUAAUAGACCGGGAGAAGAGUAUCGUAAUGGAUAUGGAUGUUUCACUUCGAUGACCUCGUUCAUACAUACGAUCCGACUGAAUCAACUGGAAUCUAAGAUACAUGAACUGGUAUACACGGUAGAUAAAUCGAUACAUCAGAUUGAAGACUCAGAUGCGAUUCAAGGUAUUUUGAACGAAUUAAAUAUGUGGAGAUCAAAUUAUCCACUACAGCCCGAUAAUAGAAUACCGAAUUGUUCACAUGAAUUUUUCGAAGUUGAAUAUUAUAACUGCGUUCAGAUUCUCUUGAGACCCCUAGCUGCUAGAGACGAUGCGCCGGAUUAUUGGUUGAGUAAUUGUGCGGCGAGCGCAGCAGCUGUUUUGGAUAUCGAAUGUCAGCUACUUCGUCGUGAUUCGAAGAACCUAGCCACUUGGGUAUUAUGCAAGAUCUUCAUGAGCGGCCUUACACUUCUGCAUGUGAUAUGGAAUCACCCGCAAGUGUUACCCUCAUCCACCGUGUGCAGGGCCUUGCGUUCAUGUUCUACAUGUCUUUUCAUCUACGCCCAGCAAUUCCCAAUAGCAGGAUCCUAUCUCGAUUGUUUCGAAGAUCUCGUCAAGGCAUUCGACGAAAGGCGUGAAGCACAUGCUCAACCAAUUGACGAUUCCAAUAUUGGUAAUAUGAGCGCUGUGAUGGGUCCUUCUCGCUCAAACGAUAACAUAGUAAAUGGCAAUACUGCAAGCUUCAGUAUAGGGGACCCAGCAGGGGUAGUAAGUCAAGCGGAUAUCUGGACGGAUCGAUUGGACAAUAUGGGAGGGAUGUUACCUGGUCUAAGGGAAGAUCUAGCUUCGUUGAUCAAUUCUUUCGGAUCAGCGAAUAGCGAACAACCUAUGAUGACUAUGGCUGAACCUAUGUCGUUACCAAUGACUAUGGGUAAUAACACAGUUGCUGGCCAGACCAACGUAACUGAUCCAAUGGUAGAGAUGAUGUGGAAUUUACCAUUCGACUCUUGGACGGGCGAUCAGACAAUAGAUAUUUCAAGUUUGUUCGAUAGUUCAGAGUUACAAGGGUUUGAUUUUUUAAACGGUAGUAAUGUCAACAGCAACAAUAGUAAUACCAUGAUGUAA